Molecule: messenger RNA, 321 nt
Organism: Aspergillus calidoustus
Lineage: Eukaryota; Fungi; Ascomycota; Eurotiomycetes; Eurotiales; Aspergillaceae
Source: the annotation of a GenBank genome assembly
AUGUCCAAGGAGUUCCUCUGCAUCCUCCCCGAUAAGCCUGAUGCGCAGGCGAGGAGGCUUGAGGUUAGGCCGAAGCACCUCGAAGGCGUGAAACCGCUCGUCGCGGCCGGAAAGAUUGUUGUUGGUGGCGCCAUGCUAAACGCCCACCCCGCAGAAGGCGAGACCCCUUCUUUCAAGGGAAGCAUGCUAAUCUGCAUCGUGGACACGGAAGAGGAGGCGUGGGAGAUUAUCAAGAACGACAUCUAUGUCAAGUCCGAUGUCUGGGACUUGGAUGCUGCGCAGGUUAUUCCGUUCAAGGCUGCUGUUCGCGUCGGGUCAUAG